AUGUCGACGACGCCACCCCCGACAACGCCCCCCUCACCAACAAUGCUACCAGGCCCUUCAACACUACUGCCGGCGCCGAAGCCCAUGGAUACGUCAGCCGACGCCUGGCUUGGCUGGAGAACGUGGAAGACGUCAGAGCAACGUCUGGAAACCCUGCGGGCCGCUAUAAGCGAGGAUCCAGCCCUAGUCCUCAUCCGUGAAUACGCACAGACAUCUUGGCCGGACAACAAGCAGAGAACCCCGGAGCCAGCAAGACCGUACUGGGCCUACAGGGAAGAAGUUCACGCUCAAGACGGGCUAGUCUUCCGCAGCAACAAGAGGCUGAUGGGACGGCAGACACGGACCCUGCUGCCGGUACCAACAGAGCACCUAGAACCGGAGACAAUACCCAGCAAGGAUGUUCACGACCGCUUUCAGGUGAUCCGGCGGCAGCAAAAGGCUUCCUACGACCGCAACGCCAGAAACUUGUGUCCGCUAAUGCCAGGACAACGUGUAACGACGUACGACACCCUCCAGAGGACCUGGAGUCCAGCUAUGGUAUUAAGGCCAGCCGAGGCACCGAGGUCCGUGAUUGUGAAGACCGAAGACGGCCGUGAAUUGCGUCGCACACGAGAGCAUCUGCGGGAGGCAGCACCUGAGCCAGGGGCAGAAGCAACUUCCCAGCGGGCUCCCGAAGACAGCGGCGUCCAUGAGGGACAGCAGCAGCUACGCCGAAGUUCAACACUACGUCACGAACCCUGUCGAUACCCGUUACCAGGGGGCAUAACUAAUGAAUUGGACAAGAACCAGAGGCGACCUGUGAAGACGCCCAUGACUCUCGCUGGUCGCACCACUGGUCCUGUAGCUGAUCCCUAG
Messenger RNA from Rhipicephalus sanguineus (brown dog tick), 855 nucleotides. RefSeq lists its product as uncharacterized. NCBI's taxonomy places the organism in Eukaryota, Metazoa, Arthropoda, Arachnida, Ixodida, Ixodidae. Bases 1 to 855 code for a protein of 284 amino acids. The record is from RefSeq and is a predicted model, not a curated record. The transcript is spliced from 5 exons.